This is a messenger RNA of Arabidopsis thaliana (thale cress), 501 nucleotides long. Its product is annotated as Class II aminoacyl-tRNA and biotin synthetases superfamily protein. The transcript has 2 exons. Gene Ontology annotation, biological process: tRNA aminoacylation for protein translation. Gene Ontology annotation, molecular function: nucleotide binding; aminoacyl-tRNA ligase activity; ATP binding. The coding region runs from base 1 to 501 and encodes 166 amino acids. Lineage: Eukaryota; Viridiplantae; Streptophyta; Magnoliopsida; Brassicales; Brassicaceae. The record is from RefSeq and is marked reviewed.
AUGAAGUUGGAAAGUUUUGGCUUGACGUUGGAAUGUCUUCAAAAGUGCAGAACGGGUUGCAAGAUUUUGGGUUUGUUCAUCUCAAAGUGGUUCUCAUCGUCAAGGAACAAGACUGCCAGGGAAGGACCAGCUGAAGAGAACAGUUGGAAGCAGUUUGGGGUCACUCCUAAGGGUGGUAAUGAGAGCUGCUCUAACCAAUAUGGUUGUACAGAUCGACAAUCUGGAGAUGAUGAAGCUAUGGCUAUGGAUGAGACGUUUUGCAUGGCGCUAGAAUAUGGAUUGCCUCCUACUGGUGGUUGGGGAAUGGGAAUAGACAGGCCUCUUAUGUUACUUACCGACUCACAGAACAUUAAGGUCCCACUUUUUUUUUUCCCUGAAGCCAGUCUAGAGAAAUCCAAUGAAGUAGUAUGUAUGUUGUCUUACUCAUGUUCUGAAUUUUGUUGCAUGAGGUUUUCUUUUUCCCAACAACGAAGCCUCAUGACUAGCCAGCUGCUGCAAUAG